AUGCAAUACUUAUUCGGCAUCACUCUGCUCCUAGGGAUCUCCAUUGCCCGACCUCCAUUCCCUCGGGAUGUCGUGAGCCCUCGAACUGGAAAUGUAAUCAAUAAACCCUGGGAGCUGGCUCAGUUUCACCUCGAACCUUUCAAUCUCACAGACAUGGGGGUCGAAUGUUCAAAGAACACGAAUUCUUCAUUGUUCGGAUGUUCCAUCCAAUUUAAAUGGGAAGACCCAAACGCCAACCAAUCCUGCAGUUGCAAGGAAGACUGGCAGUGGAAUGGCAUCACUCAAUCUCAAGGGCCCAUGAACAACUACAGCACGGAAUACUUCGUCUGCAAGAACGACGACACCGAAAUCUUCCAAUUCAAGUUCAUGGACAUGUUCGACAUAUCGAACUUCAGCCUCUCUCUGACGCACGCAUAUAAAGAUAACAAGAACUUCCCGGCGCCUACAAUGGCCAAUAUGUUUUCACAGCCGAAUAUUACUCUCAAAUUAAAGGAGAAAUCCAAUACUACGAUGGCGUAUUCCUCCGCCUGCGACUGUCCCAUAAAAGCGAACAUUACCGGCAUAACAAUUUAA
Messenger RNA from Annulohypoxylon maeteangense, 573 nucleotides. RefSeq lists its product as uncharacterized. The record is from RefSeq and is a predicted model, not a curated record. The transcript has 3 exons. NCBI's taxonomy places the organism in Eukaryota, Fungi, Ascomycota, Sordariomycetes, Xylariales, Hypoxylaceae. Bases 1 to 573 code for a protein of 190 amino acids.